This is a messenger RNA of Closterium sp. NIES-67, 856 nucleotides long. The record is from the annotation of a GenBank genome assembly. Lineage: Eukaryota; Viridiplantae; Streptophyta; Zygnematophyceae; Desmidiales; Closteriaceae.
AGGCAGGCAGAAAGGAAGCAGUGCAUCUACUCCUACCAUUUCUCUCUUCCGCUCGCCAGCAGCUCCCAGUGUUGAGAAGUGGUUCAUCGUUAGCGAUGGCGCCCUCGUCUCACGAGGGAGCUGGUCGUGCCGCACACCUCUUGGAAGCGGCGUGCUUCCGACUGCCCGCGGUGGAGGCUUGUGUCGCGAUCAAUCUCAUGUGCCGAAACCCUGGCAUUUGAUUGGAGCGGAAGAAAUCCUCUCUUGUCGUCUCUACAUAUGCUGCGGGGCUUCCGCUUGCUUCUCGUUCGACUGGAAGGAUGAUGCCAGCUCCCCGCUGUGCAGCGCCGGCAGCAAUGGCUCCUGACUGGGCCGUAUUUCAUGCGCCGCUCCACCGCCCUACUCGCUACCAUGACCCCGCCGGCAGCGAGAAGCGUAUCUACUGUGCAACGUGCGGCCUGCGAUGACGUGGCGUGGUCGGCCGCGAGCUCGAGGCGUCGUCAUUUUUGCACUGCCCACCACGGCUCUCAAGUAUUCCACAGCGCGUGUCUUCCAGCCGCCCUCGCACAAGGCUGAACCACCAAACCCCCUCGCGUUCGCCGCCAUGCAUCUCACAGCAAGCACUUGUGGUUUUCCGUGGGACUGGAGGCAAGUGUUAGUGAGCUGAGCGAAGAGGCUGUGAAGUGAGCUUGUCACCGACUAUGCUGCAUGGCGUGGCCCAGCGUUGCAAUGAGAACGGAUUAGUCCUAAUCCUGGCAGCAGCUAUGAGCAGUCCUUUCGUAUUCAUUGAUAUGUUUUGUUGUAAAUUUGUUUGUAGUAUCCCGAUUAACCUAAACGAUUGACUUACACUCUGUUAUUACUGUUUCCAGUGUCUACU